CGGACAAGUAACUUAGUCUCAGUUCUUGAUUACAAAUCACGACGACACUUCACAUUCACUUUGUAGUUUCAACCUCUUGGAAUGGAAUCUAUGCUGUUGCUAGUACUUCAGCCAUGUCGCAAAUUGUUCUCUUUGACCUCCCUUCAAAAGAUCGAUGUGCCUGCUGGUCUUACAACCCGUGGAAAACCCGAUUGUCCCUAAAUUUCAAAAAUCUAGACUACGAAACAGAAUGGAUCGAAUAUCCGGAUAUAGCCCCAAAAUUUAAGUCCUUCGGCAUUCCAGAAAACAAAUCCGGGACAAAGUAUACAAUUCCUGCAGUGCGCCUUACAGAUGGAACAUACCUGAUGGACUCCCUUCCAAUUGCGAAGGCUCUCGAGAAGGAAUAUCCCACGCCAUCGUUGCAUCUCGAUUGGGAGACUUUGCCGAAGGUAUUCGAGAAAACGACGCAAAUUUUGGACAUCACCACACCCUGGUGGAAAGCUAAGAUUCCGCGAAAUGUCCUCUUGCCACGAUCGGCCGAGUACUUUUCACGCACUCGGGCUGAGAGACAUGGCAUGCCUCUGGAGCAGCUUGAGAGCGAUUUUGCAACCGAGCAGGUCUGGUCGCAAGUAAAGCCUGUCGCUGAGCAGCUUGGUGCGAUUCUGAAAGCCAGUGGAGGCCCGUACUACAUGGGAUCAUAUCCGUCCUAUGCUGAUUUCGUUACCGUUGGUGCCCUCCAGUGCUUAAAAAGGGCUGAUGAAAUUGUAUUUCAGAAGCUUGUUGGCCUUGAACCAGAGUUGCUGAAGCUUUAUGACGCGUGCCGGGAAUGGCUGGAAAGGGACGAUCAUUAAGUUAGCCAUAACUCUAGUUGCUCUAACUACUCAUGUAAGUUGUCUUCGAGAAUAUCAAAGCAUAAGCUGAAAAAGGUAACCUCACCUUUGAUAUUUCCGCGUCAAAGCAUCUCGUUGUCAGCAAUUGUCCUUGUGAUUGUACCCUGUCCUCUCUCACUCUCCCUCCCUUUCCCUCCCUCUCGUGAACAUGGGCGCUGAAAGGCAAAGCCGAGUCUAGAUCUAGCAACAAUCUGUACCGAUUUCAAUAUUCUAAGGCAUAAAUUGAGCAUUUUGAAACAUCGUAGAUACAAUACCUACUAUCAAUACAGAGCACUUAUUGCAUCUCAUGAUUAAUGAAUGCAGAACCCUGCUCAGGGGAAUUUCAUGACUCUUUUUUCAUGUAUAAGAGCUUCGAACGAGAUUCGGAGGCCAUCACCUAAGCAAAAUUCUCAUGAAGAGAGGGUCUUGUUCAUGACUGGAUAUCUUGAUCAAAAAAUGUCUAGGUGUUUGACCGGCUACGUUGAGCAAAAACUGGCUCAACUCUGCAAGGUGAAGAGACUCCCAGUCAACGAGGAUAGAUCACGGCCUUGGCAAUUCGGCGAGUCAAACGUAUUCCCAAAAAAAAUCGAUUAGAGCAAGGUGGGAAUCAUUGAAGUUCUUAGUAACCUUUCACGUCAUUACAUAUCAAAUACUAGCGUCGUG
Molecule: messenger RNA, 1511 nt
Organism: Verruconis gallopava
Lineage: Eukaryota; Fungi; Ascomycota; Dothideomycetes; Venturiales; Sympoventuriaceae
Exons: 4
Coding region: 114-830 (238 amino acids)
Source: RefSeq, a predicted model, not a curated record